UCAUCACGUGAGGACAGGGAAGUAGGUGCGCCAUGCACAAAGGAAGUCCACAAUCUGGAAAGGCAAUAUGCUGAUUGAGGAAUAUGAUCGCCUGUACACUGUUUUCAAUAGUGAUAACUUAGCAGACAACACAGUCGCAGUGUUCCCGGACGGUAGUCCAUCGAAGCGCCCCCGUGUGAAUGCUCCAAGUCCAGCCGAACCCGCAGGGGCGGCCCGCUCAAAAGUUGGCUUUUCUUUCGACCCUUCGGGACAGGCUGUUGCCUUUUUCGACGUGGCAGACGAGGACAAGUUCCCUCGCAGCCAGUGGGAGGACGACAGUGUGACAAGUGUUCAAGGAGCUACUUACAGGGACAGGGAACGAAAACCAACUUAUCUAAUUCGUCUACUCGAAAACUUUUGUGGAGUUGGGCAAACUGAUUUUUUCUUUGGGAAGGCGCAUGCAUCUGUCGUUUGGGAGCUCCUAUGGAGCGGUCGGAACAUUGUUGCGUUACAGGAUGAGGCGAAGAUGAUCGACUACCUUCACAAGUUCGUGAAGACACGCGUCGGGGACCCUCGCAACCAUUGCUCUUUUGUCCAGACCACAGGCGAACGAGACUGGGAUCCCAAACGUGAUAUGUAUUGGAAAUUGUCCGAGAGGAAAAUGAUGGAGGUUUGGGAGUUUCUUUUCCAACCAGGACCACCUGCUCAGACCGACCUGAAAUACAAUCGACGAAGAAACCUGGUGUUCGGUGUGCUGAAUGCUUACCACGGUGCACCCAAGGAGUCUGUCUCAAAUUUCCUGAAAAGGUUGGAGCAUGUUUUCUUCUUGAUGGCAGAACAACUAACCCUCGAGAACUACAAGGCGCAGUUUGACGAGGACGACCCUUUCGACGCUGAAGACAUGGAGGAGGUCAGCGACUUCGAAACCUUCGAUUUCGAGUCCGUGCCAUGUCCUCGGGUGGUGACACAGGUUCAUGAUGAAGGGGAAGGUGGUUCUCGGAGAUAUAGCACGUCCCCUGCCGGUUUAAAGCGUGCAUUUGAGCGCGAAACAAUCGAGGACCUAUCGUCUGAUGACGGGGAAGAAGAGCGAGACUAUGAAUACGCGCUUGCCGACAAACUCCCCAAGGACCAUGAUACCUGGGAGAAUGAUAAGCUCUUCUUCGACGGGAAGCACCACCGGUUAAGAGCAGAGGAUGUCUGGGGCCACAAUGGGAAUGGGUCGGGGGGAGAGGGUUCUGGAGAAAAUCGGUCUGCCGGAAAGGGGUCACGCGUAACGUCGUCUGGAUCAAAGGGGUCCGGCGGAAAGGGGUCCGGCGAAAAGGGGUCAGGCAGACAGGGGUCGGGCGGAAAGCAUAAAGCUUUCGGGAGUCGCGAGUCGAGGGGAUCUGAAAGCCACUGCGAAGGGAGUCGAGCUUCCGACAUGCGAGACGAGGCCGCCCUGAGGUCUUAUCAAGUGCGAGUAUAUUCGCACUUGUCUGCGAGGACUUUGUUUCAUGAUGCCAAGGAGAGUCCGUGCCACAGUACGCAGCCAGCGUAUCCUGUGGACAACACCUUGGUCCUGCACCCCUUGGAAGAAGGCGAACGUCUGCAGCGUACGGUGACAUCUCCUAAGCGACAAAACCAUUCCUUACUAGGAACUGCGUCUUCGGUUUGCCUGGAUGCCGGGAUGCCUGCAUUGCGAAGGAGCGAAGGUGUGAGCAUCAACUCCCUGAGCUCUAGGGAGCGCCGCAAAGUCCGAAUAGAUUUGGAGUUACCGAUGUCCCCCUGUGGGCCGUCCGCCGGCAGUGCUGCUCACGCUACAAUUCUGCAGGGCGAAGAAAAUGUGAGGUCCAACCCGCAACAUCUUCAAUUGGGCACAGUGUUCCCCUGCUCACCGUCGUUCUCAAUUGUUGUGACUCAAGACUGGCCGUCUCGCAAAGUGCUGGAGGGGCCUGCUGCAGGAGUGUUGGAGACCGGGGCUAGCGAGUGUCAAUGUCAUGCUUCAGAGGGUGCGUCCGUCGACUUUGAGAGCAAGAGUACAGCAGCUCCGGGGGAAGAGGAGCUCUCGCAGGAAGCGCAUGUUGUGCAGCGGGAAGAGGAGACUAAACACUGGCCGUCUCGCAAAGUGCUGGAGGGGCCCGCUGCAGGAGUGUUGGACACCGGGGCUAUCGAGAGUCAAUGUCAUGCUUCAGAGGGUGCGUCCAUCGACUUUGAGAGCAAGAGUACAACAACUCCGGGGGAAGAGGAGCUCUCGCAGGAAGCGCAUGUUGUGCAGCGGGAAGAGGAGACUCAACACUGGCCGCCUCACAAAGUGUUGGAGGGGCUCGGUGCAGGAGUGUUGGAGACCGGGGCUAGCGAGCAUCAAUGUCAUGCUUCAGAGGGUGCAUCCGUCGAUUUUGAGAGCAAGAGUACAACAACUCGGGGGGAAGAGGAACUCUUAUAGGAAGCGCAUGUUGUGUGGGAAAAGGAAAUUCUCCUGGGCUCAUCGGAAAAUACCAUCAA
This is a messenger RNA of Chara braunii, 2460 nucleotides long. Lineage: Eukaryota; Viridiplantae; Streptophyta; Charophyceae; Charales; Characeae. The record is from the annotation of a GenBank genome assembly.